AUGCUGGCGCGCAGCGUAGCGUGCAGCGAGGGAUCCUAUGGCAGCUGUAGCCUGGUAACUGAGCUGCUGAGCAGGCUCGAGGAAUUCCAACAAUGUUCUAUCAAGAACCUUCAGGAAACUGGGCUCUAUCUUCUAGAUAAUGCAUCUCCAAUUGUACUGGAAGAAUUUGAGGAACGAUGCGACCGCCUCGCCCGAGCCCUAAUAGCGGAUGGAGCGGAUGCUUUCGUUAUUGAUCCUGGCUAUAUGUUCAAGUACUUUGGGAACGUCAGUCAGCCCGAAUGGGAAGGGACAUGCCGUUCUCCAAGCCCCUGGACAUCAUACAUCAUCCUCUGGGAAGAACAUUGGAACCUGUAUGACACGUUGAAGAGCUUGAACGUGUUUCCCAGCCUCAAUCGAACCCCGCGCAUCAUGGUGGACGAGGAAAUGUGCGACUUUAUCAAGUGCGGGCUGGGGAACGCUGGAUUCGAGAUCGUCAGGCCAAUGGGUGAGGUAGAGCAUGUGAGACAGAUCCAGUCCGAAAAGGAAGUGGGCAUUCUUCGAGCUGUCAACACAGGGACCGUAGAGGUUGUGCGGCAAAUGAGGAAAUGUGAGCUGUUCCAUCCCUAUCUGCCUUCGGCGACGCAGGUGUUGCUGAACUUAGGCCUGUAUCCGGGGCUGACUGAGAGCCAAAUCGCCGAGGUUUUGGAUAACACUCUCCCUUCUGCUAGCUUUGAACCAUUCUUUGACAUUGUGCUAUUUGAUGAGAAUGCAGCGAACGCCCAUGGUGGCACCAAUGGUUCCAAGAUUCUCGAGGCAGAAACAUUUGUCCUGAUUGAUGUUGAGUUGCGGUCCAUCUUCUCGGCUAUUCAUCUGAUAUUUGUCGCACGUUCCUCCCCCCAUUUCUUGAAAAGCCAUCUGGGGAUGACCCAAUACCGCCGAGUCUGGGACAUUGUCCUUGAGGCUCAGAUGCAAUCUCGCCUUCAAUUCCGGAGACCUCGACCGCCGCAAAUGUGGACAUCGCAGCUCACCGGGUCAAUAGCAACGCAGGCUAUGGCGAUACAUUUACCCAGAGUGCGCCAUGGAAUUGGCAUCAAGGCCCAUGAAAGCCCUUACUUGAACAAGGGCAACCACGCCACUCUCCUCAAAGCCGGCAUGACCUUUGCCUCCGAGCCUGGUAUCUACCUAGUGGACAAGUUUGGAGUUCGCCAUGAGGAUAUCUUUUUGGUGCAGCGGGAUGCGGAGCCGAUUCUAUUGACCGGUAGCCAAGCGCAGGGACCCUGGAACCCUUGA
This is a messenger RNA of Aspergillus tanneri, 1269 nucleotides long. RefSeq lists its product as uncharacterized. NCBI's taxonomy places the organism in Eukaryota, Fungi, Ascomycota, Eurotiomycetes, Eurotiales, Aspergillaceae. Bases 1 to 1269 code for a protein of 422 amino acids. The record is from RefSeq and is a predicted model, not a curated record. The transcript is spliced from 7 exons.